AUGGCUCCCCUUCUAACGAGCUUAUUUGUUUCCUUCAGCAAAAUAGGUCGUUCACGGAAUAAAAACAAGGGAAAGGAUCUGUUAAGCACAGACUUUUCAGUGAAUCGCCCUGUGACAAGAUCCAUAUCGCAUAGCCGUAACAACUUGGUACCAGAGCCAAACACGAUGGGCGAUCCAAGCAAACUUGAAGAGUUACAAACUUUCCUUCAAGAGGCGCAGGCUGCCAAUGAAGCGCGAAUCGCAGAAGCAGUGGCACAAUCUGAAUCAAGAAUGGUUACUAAAUUGCAACAAUUAACGUUACAAUUGCAGGAGUUCAUGGUCGGGUUUAGCAAAAAUCAAGGAAGAGAUUCUGAUGCUGGAGUGAGCAGCAACAUGGGUAACCAGCCCGGCAGACCAGAAAAUCGAUCCAAUCAAUUGACGGGAAAUAGUGUGGUACCAAGAUACACAAAGCUGGAUUUUCCUACUUUUGACGGAUCCGAUGACCCAUUGAUUUGGCUACACCGCUGUGAGAAAUUCUUCUCCAAUCAGAGAACAGCUGAAGCGGAUAAGGUGGGAUUGGCUGCAUUCCAUCUUCUAGGUGAGGCACAGUUAUGGUAUCAUCAAGUAGAACAAGAGUAUCACGCAGUUGACUGGUCGGAAUUCAAAGAAUAUUGUACUCUCAGGUUCGGGCCUCCACUGGGAAGUAAUCCAUUAGGUGAUCUGGUUAACUUGAAGCAAACAGGCUCAGUUGAAGAAUAUCAGCGACAAUUUCAAGAACGGUUAGCCAGGGCCAGCAAAUUUGUUCGCGUAGACCAGCAAGUUAGUCUCUUUACUGCCGGCCUGAUCGAUUCCAUUCGUCUUGAUGUUGAGAUGCAGAGUCCACCAGAUUUGGUUCAUGCCAUGAAUAUAGCUCGAGCAUUUGAGAAGAAACAGAAGGUAAUGCGGGCAACAUCUUCUCGGAAGGAGACCUGGCAAGGGACUAAAGGCUAUUUCAAUAAUACUGCGACUUCAACAAUUCCAACUCCUAAGGGCAGCAAUGCACUAAGUGGGAUUAUUGAAUCAAAAUCUGUAAGUUCAUCUUCUCCUUUUAUAAAGAAAUUGACAAGGGCUGAAAUGGCGGAGAGAAGGACAAAGGGAUUGUGUUAUAAUUGUGAUGAACUGUAUUCAACUGGGCAUCAAUGUAAGAAGCUGUUUUGGUUGGAACUAGCUGAGACAGAUGAUGAAAAUACUGACCAUAAGGAUGUGCAAGAACCUGAAAUUUCCUUGCAUGCCAUCACGGGACAGAAGAGCGCAAGAACAAUGCAGUUACGGGCACUCAUGAAGGGUCAAGCAUUGUUGAGCUUGGUUGAUUCAGGCAGCACACACAAUUUCAUUAGUUAUACAGCAGCCCAACACUUGGGGAUGCAAGUACAACCUGGGACAGGUGCCAAUGUUUCAGUUGCUAAUGGAGAAAGAGUUUACAGUAAAGGAAUUUGCCGUGCGGUGUCCUUUUAUAUUGAUGAUACUAUUUUUAAAGCCGACUUCUUUGUUAUUCCGUUAGGUGGCUUUGACAUUGUUCUGGGGGUAAUCUGGUUACAAACGCUGGGCCCCAUUCUCUGGGACUUUGCUUCACUCAAAAUGAGUUUCACUUCAGAUGGAAAGCAAGUUGUCUUUCAUGGGCAGCAAACCAGUUCGAAAAUGCAGCUUCAUUUAUUGCAUGAUUCAGGUGAGAACCCCACUAAAUUGGAGCAACUCUUGGCUGAAUUUGAUGACUUAUUUCAAGAACCUACAGGGCUGCCUCCUAUGAGAAAUUGUGACCAUCGCAUCUGUUUGUUACCUGGUUCCGAACCAGUAGUGGUUCGACCAUACCGCUAUCCUCAUUUACAGAAAGACGAGAUAGAAAAACAGUGUGAAGAUAUGUUACAACAAGGGAUCAUUCGGCCUAGUAAAUCACCAUUCUCAUCCCCAGUUUUGUUGGUCCGUAAACAUGAUGGAACUUGGCGUUUUUGUGUUGAUUACCGCGAACUGAAUGCCAAGACAGUGAAGGAUAAAUUCCCAAUUCCAGUGGUGGAUGAAUUAUUAGAUGAAUUGUAUGGGACAAGAUUCUUCACGAAGCUGGAUUUAAAGUCUGGCUAUCAUCAGGUACGCAUGGAUCCGGUGGAUAUUGAGAAGACAGCCUUUCGUACGCAUCAUGGCCACUUUGAAUUCUUGGUCAUGCCAUUCGGUUUAUCAAACGCACCAUCAACAUUUCAAGCACUUAUGAACGAGGUAUUUAAACCAUACUUGCGUCGGUUUGUGUUGGUUUUCUUCGACGACAUUUUAAUAUUUAGCAAGGCAUGGGACCAUCAUCUCUCACAUGUUCGCAUAGUUUUUGAGUUGUUGCGUGCUCAUAACCUAUACCUCAAGAAGUCCAAAUGCUCCUUCGGAGAGAGACAAGUAGCAUAUCUUGGCCAUGUGGUGUCUGAAACAGGCGUGGCAGCAGAUGCAAGCAAAGUUCAGGCCAUUAAUGAUUGGCCUCAACCACAGUCCAUCACUACCUUGCGCGGAUUCUUGGGCUUAGCAGGUUAUUACCGUAAGUUCAUACAAGGUUACAGUCAAUUAUCAGCCCCUCUAACUAACAUGCUUAAAAGGAACUCGUUCCAGUGGGAUGAUGCAGCUUUGGCUUCUUUUGACGCUCUUAAAGAAGCACUUGUAACUGCUCCUGUUUUACAAUUGCCAAAUUUUGAUGCUCCGUUUAUAAUUGAGUGUGAUGCCUCGGGAAGUGGUAUAGGAGCAGUGUUGCAACAGAAUGGCCAUCCAAUUGCUUUUUUCAGUAGACAACUGGCUGUUCGACACUUUAAAUUGGCUGCAUAUGAACGCGAAUUGAUUGGCUUAGCUAAAGCAGUGCAACAUUGGCGUCCUUAUCUAUGGGGCAGGCCAUUCUUGAUUCGCACAGACCAUUAUAGCCUUAAGUAUUUGUUGGAGCAAAGGCUAACCACUUCACCCCAACAACAUUGGAUCAGCAAGCUUAUGGGGUUUGAUUUUUGUGUGGAGUAUAAGGCUGGACACUUGAAUAAGGCUGCUGAUGCUUUGUCUCGUCGCCCUACUAUGGAGGAAUCGGUGUAUGCUAUCAGUCAACCACGUGUUUUAUUACUUGAUACGAUUAGAGAGGAGACACGUACGGAUGCUUCCUUGCAAGAAUUAGUCCAACAAGUGCUCCGUCACGAGCUUGAUGCUUCCUGGUCAAUCAAAGACGAUCUACUCAUUUAUAAACGUCGUGUCUACUUGCUGCCUUCUUCCCAAUUGAUCUCGACAAUUCUGUCAGGAUACCAUGAUAAUGCCCAUGAAGGGGUACAGAAAACAUUGCAGCGCAUACGACAAGAUUUCUACUGGAAGGGAAUGAAGUCGAUUAUUAAGGAUUAUGUGGCUGCUUGUCCAGUUUGCCAACGCAACAAGGCUGAACACCUAAGUCCAGCAGGCUUACUACAACCACUUGCACUCCCUGAGCAGGUCUGGGCUGAUAUCGGAAUGGACUUUAUUGACGGCUUACCAAAGGCAUGGGGCAAAACAGUACUGUUUGUGGUAGUAGAUCGGUUUUCCAAAUAUGCACACUUCAUACCCAUGUCUCAUCCUUAUAAUGCAACUCGUGUUGCCCACGUUUUCUUUGAGAAUAUUGUUCGCUUGCAUGGGAUACCCGAAUCGAUUACGUGUGACAGGAUGUGGUUUUACGAGCACCUUUUGGAGGAAUUAUUUGGGGCGUCUAUGUGGCACGAAGUUGGCAUUCUCUUCUGCUUAUCAUCCGCAAACGGAUGGUCAAACAGAGGUUGUGAAUCGUACUAUUGA
This is a messenger RNA of Lycium ferocissimum, 3780 nucleotides long. RefSeq lists its product as uncharacterized. Bases 1 to 3780 code for a protein of 1259 amino acids. The transcript has a single exon. The record is from RefSeq and is a predicted model, not a curated record. Gene Ontology annotation, molecular function: nucleic acid binding. Gene Ontology annotation, biological process: DNA integration. NCBI's taxonomy places the organism in Eukaryota, Viridiplantae, Streptophyta, Magnoliopsida, Solanales, Solanaceae.